This is a messenger RNA of Eublepharis macularius, 651 nucleotides long. RefSeq names its product mitochondrial ribosomal protein L51 (gene MRPL51). Gene Ontology annotation, cellular component: mitochondrial large ribosomal subunit. The transcript is spliced from 3 exons. NCBI's taxonomy places the organism in Eukaryota, Metazoa, Chordata, Lepidosauria, Squamata, Eublepharidae. Gene Ontology annotation, molecular function: structural constituent of ribosome. The record is from RefSeq and is a predicted model, not a curated record. Bases 91 to 486 code for a protein of 131 amino acids. Gene Ontology annotation, biological process: translation.
AAGUGUGGUGUAUUCUGGGAAAAGUCCAAGAUGGCGGAAGCUGCUUCGUGAGCGCGUGCGUUCUGGAGCACGGGAAAUAUUACGGGCUCAAUGGCGGCGCCCUGGCUGCUCCUGACGGCCGCUCGGGGCCUGGUGGGGCGGAGUUUCUUUUCUCUCCAGCCCUUUAGGCCGUCCACUUCGGGAAUCCCACACUUAAUACGUGUGAAAGAACCUCCCAAUCCCAAAACUGUUGAUAGAUGGACAGAAAAACGAGCUUUAUUUGGGAUCUAUGACAACAUUGGAAUUUUGGGAGACUUCGUGGCCCACCCCAAGGACCUGAUUGUAGGCCCCCAAUGGUUACGUGGCUGGCGUGGCAAUGAGCUGCAAAGGUGCAUCCGUAAGAAGAAAAUGGUGGGUGACCGGAUGUUUGUGGAGGACUACAAGAAUCUGAACAAGAGGAUAAAAUUUUUAUACAAGCGCUUCAACCGCACUGGGAAGCAUCGCUAAGAAUGCUACAUGUGGAAUGGCAGAUUUGUGAAUGUAUUCCAAUUAUUUUAUCCUGUUACUGUGUUGAGGGCAUUGCCCCUUCUUUUUCUUCUUCUUGUUUCUGUGAAUUUAUCAUAUGAAAUUUGAUGUCUGAAUUUACUAACAUAAUACAUGUUUUCAAACUGG